GGUCACUUGGAUGUGUGGUAGUAACUGCAGUUCAUCUGUUUAAACUCAGAGGGACGCUGUUGGUCAACCAGUGGAUAUUAGGUCUUAAUUUUCUGGCGUAACCUCCCCCUGUAUAUCUAGCAAGACCGACUGCACAUUUGACUACAGACACGACUGGACUUACUGACAACAUCUCUUUCAUUCAGAGGACUGUAUAUGCGCCAUCUUUGUUUCUUUGUUUCAGGAUCACUGCAUGAACAACAGCUUGUUACGGAUGAUUUUGUACUGAUCCGUGCCUGUUGUAAAAUGGAUAUGUCGAGCAAAACAAAGAUCUGGCAAGUACUAGUGUUUAUGUUCUUAUUUUCAUUCGGUAUCGUUAGCGGACAAGUAAGCUAUUCUAUUCCCGAGGAGUUGUCGACGGGAUCUGUGGUCGGUAACUUAGCUCAAGAUCUGGGUUUAGAUGCGAAAAGAUUGAAAUCGGGUAAAGCGCGCAUUUAUACAGGUGACAAUACCAAAUACAUCGAUCUAAAUAAAGACAGGGGUGUAUUGAUAAUCAAAGACAGAAUCGACCGAGAGGCUCUAUGCGGGCAGACUACGCCCUGUGCUCUCCAUUUUCAGGUCAUUUUGGAGAACCCCAUGGAAUUUUACAGUGUCACCGUCGAAAUAACCGAUAUCAAUGAUAAUCCUCCACACUUUGACAAGGAAAAGAUGUUUUUUAAAAUUAGCGAGUCAGCUACGACUGGGGCUAAAUUUGUUCUGGAGAGAGCGAUGGAUUUAGAUGUGGGUAUUAACGGGUUGCAGGGUUAUUCUCUUACGCCCUCAGAUCAUUUCCUUCUUAAAUUGCUACCUCAAGCAGACGGAACUAAGAUUGUUGAAAUGGUUUUACAGAAACCACUAGACAGAGAAAAACAAAACCAAAUAUCUCUAGUUUUGACAGCUGUAGAUGGUGGCGAGCCGCAGUUGUCUGGCACAGCACAAAUAAACGUCAGUGUCUUGGAUGCUAAUGACAACGCACCUAUUUUUACGCAAGCUUCGUAUAAGGCUGUUAUCACGGAAAAUGCUCACAAAGGCACAGUAGUGACGACAGUCAGUGCUACUGAUUUAGAUGAGGGCUCAAAUGGGAAAGUGAGCUAUUCAUUCAGCAACAUUAUGGAAGAUGUAAGACAAACAUUUGCCAUUAAUGAACUAAGCGGUGAAGUGACUCUAGUUGGUAGUGUUGAUUAUGAAAAGGCUCGUCACUAUCAAAUUAAUGUACAGGCAACUGACCAGGGGGGUCUAACAGAUUCGUGUAAAAUAUUAGUCGAUGUAACAGAUACAAACGAUAACGCACCGACCAUAAAUAUAAUGUCGAAGUCAAAUUCCAUAUCAGAAGACUCGGCUAUAGGCACAGCGGUGUCCAUCUUAAAUGUACAGGACAAAGACUCUGGAGAGAAUGGGAAAGUCAAAUGUUUUAUAAACGAUGACAUCCCAUUUGCUUUGAAAUCGACCUCAAAUAACUUCUUUAGUUUAGUCACCGACGAUGAAUUGGACAGAGAGAGCAAUUCCGAGUAUAAUAUCACUGUAUUGUGUUCUGACGAAGGCUUGCCCUCGCUGUCCAGCAGUGUAUCUCUGUCGUUACAGAUAUCAGAUGUAAAUGAUAAUGCACCUGUUUUUGAAAAGGCAUCAUACGUUGCCUCUGUGGCCGAAAACAAUUCCCCAGGCUUGUCUAUUUUCGCAGUGAAAGCCAGGGACGCGGAUUGGAACCAGAACGCCCGUGUUUCGUACAUAUUAGAAGAAGCCUCGAUAGGUGGCGUAUCUGUUUCAUCCUACGUGUCUGUUAAUGCGGAGAGUGGUGUUGUUCAUGCAGUGAAGUCUUUUGAUUUCGAGCAGUUGAAGGAUUUUUCGUUUCGCGUAAAAGCACAAGAUGGGGGUUCUCCUCCACUAAGCAGUAACGUGAGUGUUAAAUUGCUGAUCCAGGAUCAGAAUGAUAAUGCACCCCAGGUGCUGUAUCCGGUGCAGACCGGGGGCUCCCUGGUGGCCGAGAUUGUGCCUCGGUCAGCUGAUGUUGGAUAUUUGGUCACCAAAGUAGUUGCUGUGGACGUGGACUCAGGUCAGAAUGCCUGGCUCUCUUAUAAACUACAGAAAGCGACAGACAGGGCACUGUUUGAAGUGGGCGCACAGAAUGGAGAAAUUAGAACCAUUAGACAGGUCACUGAUAAAGAUGCUGUGAAGCAAAAGCUCACUGUUGUAGUGGAGGACAACGGACAGCCCUCUCGCUCUGCUACUGUGAAUGUCAAUGUGGCUUUAGCUGACAGCUUUCCAGAAGUGCUCUCUGAGUUUUCGGAUUUUACGCAGAAGGAUACUAAUGACAACCUAACGUUUUUCCUCGUUUUGGCCCUGGCUGUGGUUUCAUUUUUAUUCAUUGUGUCCAUCAUAGCCAUACUAUCAGUGAAGUGCUACCGAUGGAGACGUGAGAGGAUGUUUUACAAAUCCAACGGCCAUCUCCCUGUCAUUCCAUAUUACCCUCCACUUUACGCGGACACAACAGGCACGGGAACUUUACAACACGUCUACAAUUACGAGGUUUGCAGAACAACAGACUCUCGAAAGAGUGAUGUGAAAUACGGGCGACCUUACACUGAAAGCAUCAUUAGUCUGGAUACAAAUGGAGAGCAGACGUUACCUCGUGAGGACCUCGGCACGCUGGUCAGGGAUAAAGAACAGGUAUGA
Engraulis encrasicolus (European anchovy) is the source of this 2688-nucleotide messenger RNA. Its product is annotated as protocadherin beta-16-like. The transcript has a single exon. Gene Ontology annotation, molecular function: calcium ion binding. The record is from RefSeq and is a predicted model, not a curated record. Gene Ontology annotation, biological process: homophilic cell-cell adhesion. Gene Ontology annotation, cellular component: plasma membrane. The coding region runs from base 196 to 2688 and encodes 830 amino acids. Lineage: Eukaryota; Metazoa; Chordata; Actinopteri; Clupeiformes; Engraulidae.